AUGGCCAUGGACACCACACAGGAUGCGCCAGCACCUAACUCAGCGCCCGAGACCAAUGGUCUACCAGCAAUACCUACUGUUCUCGAACCACGGAUACCUCAAAAGAAAGAUACCUCUCUGCGCGAAUUCCUAGGAAAGAUGGACGACUACGCUCCUCUCAUUCCCGACGCCGUCACAGACUACUACCUCACACUCGCGGGUCUCCCACCACCACCCGAGACCGACCGUCGUCUCGCCCGACUCCUCGCUCUUGCGACGCAGAAGUUCAUUGCAGACAUUGCAGCCGACGCAUACCAAUACAGCCGGAUCCGUAGCACGAACACCACGUCCAACAAUCCUCUAACGGGUCUUGGAGGUGCCGCGGGAUUUGGAAUGAAUAUGCCGCAAGGCGGUGAAGGCGCGGAUGGCGCUGGAAAGGGUGGGAAGAAAGAUGUUGGUAAGGCGGCACCUUUAGGCGGACCACGUGCGGGAUAUGGAGGUGGAGGUGCAGGCGCCGGUCAAGGUCGGACUGUGCUCACCAUGGAAGAUUUGGGUAUGGCGGUGGGCGAGUACGGUGUCAAUGUCAAGAGGGGUGAAUUCUAUCGAUAA
Zymoseptoria tritici IPO323 is the source of this 588-nucleotide messenger RNA. RefSeq lists its product as uncharacterized. The record is from RefSeq and is a predicted model, not a curated record. Gene Ontology annotation, molecular function: promoter-specific chromatin binding; RNA polymerase II general transcription initiation factor activity. Gene Ontology annotation, cellular component: transcription factor TFIID complex; SAGA complex; nucleus. Bases 1 to 588 code for a protein of 195 amino acids. NCBI's taxonomy places the organism in Eukaryota, Fungi, Ascomycota, Dothideomycetes, Mycosphaerellales, Mycosphaerellaceae. Gene Ontology annotation, biological process: transcription initiation at RNA polymerase II promoter. The transcript has a single exon.